UGAGGGUCGUGUGUUGAGCUGAAAGUGGGUCUAAAGGUGAGAACUGACCGAUGAGGACUGCAAUUGGGUCCUGAUCAUAGAACCGGACCGGUUCGAUCUGUUGCGGGUCCGGAGAUGCUGUGUGUGACUCAUAAUCAGGUCCUCACAGCGCCCCUAAAACACUGUGACAAACACAGAAACAAGAUGGCGGAGUGUAGCACCGACAGCGUCUCCACAACAAAAAAGUCCCGUUAAAACUUUGUUCAACUUUACUUUUCCCGCCUGCAUCGGACUCAUGGGGCCCCCCCGCCGCCUCUGACGGCUUGUGUAACGGCUGUGGAUGUUUCCACGGGGAUGUCUUCGUGAUCGGUCAGCCGUUUGAAGACACUUAGACCGGAAGGUCAGACGUCAGUCCAACAUGGCAGCAGUGUCCUACGAUCAGCUGCUGAGGCAGGUGGAGGUGUUAAAGAUGGAGAACUCCAACCUGAGACAGGAGCUGCAGGAUAACUCAGACCACCUGAACAAGCUGGAGACUGAAGCCUCCAACAUGAAGGAAGUGCUGAAGCAGCUGCAGGGCACCAUAGAAGAAGAGUCCGGGGAGUCGUCUGAGUCUCAGCUGGAACUGAUCGAACGACUGAAAGAGAUGAGCCUGGAAUCGGGUGGUUUUAAGCCCAAAACGAGACCUCCUCUGCCCCCUUCAUCCUCUUCCAGCUCGGCCUCCUCUUCCUCUGGAACUCCUGCUGGAGCAGCUGGAGGAUCUGGCGGUCCAGGCCCCUCAGCAGCCGCCUCCUUCCCCAGGCGAGGGCUGCCAUCUGUGGGCAGAGACAGCCAUGACCGUUGCUUAGAGGAGCUGGAAAAAGAAAGGUCUCUCCUAUUGGCUGAGCUGGAGAAGGAGGAAAAGGAAAAAGACUGGUACUACGCUCAGCUGCAGAGCCUGACCAAGAGGAUCGACAGCCUGCCACUCACAGAGAAUUUCACCCUGCAGACGGAUAUGAGCCGCCGUCAGCUGGAGUUCGAGGCCCGACAGAUCCGAUCAGCCAUGGAGGAGCAGCUGGGAUCCUGUCAGGAGAUGGAGAGAAGGGCUCAGGCCCGGGUGUCUCGGAUCCAGCAGAUAGAGAAGGACAUUCUGAGACUGGGAGCACGUCUCCAGGUGGAGGGAGCUCCAGGUGAUAGCAGCGGAUUGGCUGGCACUCAGAGUGCCAGCAGCCGAUUGGAGCAGGAGCCGGCCAAUGAGACAAGCUACUCUGUGCCUCGACGAAUCACCAGCCACCUGGGAACAAAGGUGGAGAUGGUGUACAGCCUGCUAUCCAUGCUGGGGACCCACGAUAAGGACGACAUGUCGCGCACGCUACUCGCCAUGUCCAGCUCACAGGACUCCUGCAUCGCCAUGCGUCAGUCCGGCUGUCUGCCCCUGCUCAUCCAGCUGCUGCAUGGCAACGACAAGGACUCCCUGUUGUUAGGUAACUCCCGCGGCAGUAAAGAGGCACGUGCACGAGCAUCUGCUGCGCUGCACAACAUCGUGCACAGUCAGCCAGAUGACAAGCGGGGGCGGCGGGAGAUCCGGGUUCUGCACCUGCUGGAGCAGGUCCGCCAUUACUGCGAGGCGUGCUGGAGCUGGCAGGAGAACCACGAGAGGGGCGUUGACCAGGAGGACAACCCCAUGCCGUCUCCGGUGGACCAUCAGAUCUGUCCGGCCGUCUGCGUCCUCAUGAAGCUGUCCUUUGACGAGGAACAUCGACAUGCCAUGAACGAACUCGGUGGUCUGCAGGCGGUGGCGGAGCUCCUCCAGGUGGACUGUGAGAUGUUCGGGCUCAGCAGCGAUCACUACAGCGUCACUCUGCGCCGCUACGCUGGCAUGGCACUCACCAACCUCACCUUUGGAGACGUAGCCAAUAAGGCCACACUGUGCUCCAUGAAGGGCUGCAUGAGGGCGAUGGUGGCACAGCUGAAGUCCGAGAGUGAAGACCUGCAGCAGGUGAUUGCCAGUGUCCUGAGGAACCUUUCAUGGCGUGCUGAUGUCAACAGUAAGAAGACACUACGUGAGGUCGGCAGCGUGCGCGCGUUGAUGGGCUGCGCGCUCGAGGUGCAAAAGGAGUCGACCCUGAAGUCCGUGCUGAGCGCGCUUUGGAAUUUGUCUGCGCACUGCACGGAGAACAAGGCGGACAUCUGUGCCGUAGACGGUGCUCUGGCGUUCCUGGUUGGAACGCUGACUCAUAGAAGCCACACCAACACUCUCGCCAUCAUUGAGAGCGGCGGCGGGAUCCUGCGGAACGUGUCUAGUCUUAUCGCCACCAAUGAGGCCCACAGGCAGAUCCUGCGUGAGCAUGGCUGCCUGCCGACGCUGCUGCAGCACCUGAAGUCUCACAGUCUCACCAUUGUGUCCAACGCCUGCGGGACACUCUGGAACCUGUCUGCUAGAGACGCCAAAGACCAGGAGGCCCUGUGGGAGCUGGGUGCCGUCGGCAUGCUGCGCAAUCUCAUCCAUUCCCGCCACAAGAUGAUCGCCAUGGGCAGCGCAGCCGCCCUGCGCAACCUGAUGGCAAACCGGCCGGCUCGCUACAAAGACGCCAGCGUGGUGUCACCGGGCGCUGGCGCCCCAUCGCUGCACGCACGCAAACAGAAGGCGCUUUUCGAAGAGCUGGACGCCCAGCAGCUGUCGGAGACCUUUGACAACAUUGACAACCUGAGCCCGAAGGCGGCGCACAGGAAGGGGCGGAGCUGCAACAGCGCCACUGUGGGCGGGGGUGGCGCAACACGCUGCUACACCAACACUCCGGUGCUGUCGAGCCCGAAGAGCGGAGACGGGUCGAAGAGAGCGGGAGAGGAGGCGGCGUACGCCCGCUCUGUGUUCCCGCCGAGCGUCCGGGCUUCCAGCGACAGCCUCAACAGCGUGACGAGCGCAGAUGGCUACGGCAACCGUGGGAAGACCAAGCCGUCGUCUGAUUCGUUCUACUCCUCCGACGAGAGCGGAGCCAACAAGUGCUGCGUCUACAGGAAGUAUCCUGCCGACCUGGCCCACAAAAUCCGCAGCGCCAACCACAUGGCGGAUGAUGACGGCGCCGAGCUGGACACGCCCAUCAACUACAGCCUAAAGUACUCGGAUGAACAGCUGAACUCUGGCCGCCAGAGUCCAAGUCACCGCGGCGGCGUGGAGAUCGACGACGAUGCUGAGCAGGAUGCCAGGCUGCAGAGGAGUGACGCCGUCGAAUCCAGGCCAAGUGGUGGGCGCAUGCCGCCGGUCCCGCCCCCGCGCUACGUUGUUGUCACGGGGACACCUAACUAUGUUAGCGACUCCACGCCCGAGCAGCCAAUCGACUACAGCCUGAAGUUCGGAGGUGAAGGCAACCAUAAACCACUGUUCAAAUCAGAGGAGACCUCCGCCCCCACACUGGCCCCGCCCCCUGCCUCCUCUAACAAGCUCCGCCCCUUAAUCCCUCCUAACAAGAACAACCAGGAGUCAACACAGACAUACUGUGUUGAGGACACCCCUAUCUGCUUCUCCAGAGGCAGCUCGCUGUCCUCUCUGUCCUCGGAGGAGGAUGUGGAAGGUGAUGUCAUCACCAGGAAGAGGAAGGCCGGGAGCGGCAGCAACGACUACCCGACUCUUCCUGUUAGCGAGAAAGACGCUCGCGAGCAGCAGCAGCAGCGGCAGCAGAAGGAGGCGGAGAGCCAGACGGCCGCCGCUCCUUCCACACGGGGACGGCGAGGUCAUCACCACCACCACGGUCAUUCCCACCACCACCAUCACCACCACCAUAUGACAUCAUCAUCAGGCGCCCGUACCCCGAAGAGCCCACCGGAGCCACCAUACACACAGGAGACGCCGCUGAUGUUCAGCCGCUGCACCUCCGUGAGCUCCCUGGACAGCUUCUCCACCUCGUCCAUCGCCAGCUCCGUGCGGUCCAGCGAGCCGUGCAGCGGUGUGCCAAGUGGCGUGGUCAGCCCGAGCGACCUUCCUGACAGCCCGGGUCAGACCAUGCCGCCAAGCCGUGCCAAAACGCCGCCACCGCCCGCCCAGACCACCAAGCAGGAGGAGGAAGCCAAGAAGGAGGAGGAGAGCAGUGUGGAUGUCCUGCUGCACUUUGCCACAGAGAGCACGCCGCACGGCUUCUCCCGAGCCUCCAGUCUGAGCGCGCUCAGUCUGGAUGAACCCUACAUCGCAGCAGAGAUGAGGAAGAAGGAAGAGCAAGAUGAUGGGAGCGAGGAGAGGAAGAAGGAGUCAGCCAAGCCCAUCCUCGACGAAUCGGAUGACGACGACAACAAGAUCCUGGAGGCGUGCAUCAACAUGGCGAUGCCCAAGUCCUCGCAGAAGCCAAAGAAGCCACCUGCACCACGGAAGCCAAGCCAGCUUCCUGUCUACAAGCUCCUCCCACCACAGAGCCGCCAGCAGAGAAAAGACCCACCGCCACCACCAGAGGAGGUGCCCAGAGUUUACUGUGUGGAAGGAACGCCACUCAACUUCUCCACCGCAACAUCCCUCAGUGACCUCACCAUUGACUCGCCGCCCAACGAGGAGGAAGCCCUCACGCCUGUGGCCCCGCCCACCUUCGUCCCAAGAAGACGGGCAGGACUCCCUGAGGGCGAGAAUGGUGACGAUAUCCUCACUGAAUGCAUCAACGCUGCCAUGCCGAAACCCAAACCCAGGAAGCCAAUCAGAGCUGCAGCAAACGGAGACCAUUUUCCUCCACCCGAUCCUCCACAGGCUCCGGCCCCUCUCAGUGCGCAGGUGCAAAAGAAGAAGCCUACUUCACCUGUGAAGCCCAUGCCUCAGCGGACGUCGUACGGGGUCGCCACGGCAAUAGCUGCAAAAGCAAAACCUGGGUUUGCCUUUGACUCUCCACGUCACUACACACCCAUCGAGGGGACGCCAUGCUGCUUCUCGCGCAACGAUUCACUGAGCUCCCUCGACUUUGACGAGGAUGACAGCGGCGAGAAAGACAGAGAGGAGAGGAAGGCCAAAGAAGAAGAAGGCAGGAAGAAGAAACAGCAGACAGCUGCCAUCUUUCCUCGAACCAAACCUGCCGCCAUUCAGACAGCGACGGAUGAGAAGCAGAAGUUUGCCAUCGAAGACACACCUGUCUGCUUCUCCAGGAACCCGUCGCUAAGCUCGCUGAGUGACAUCGACCAGGAGAACAACAACAAGGAGUUUGCACCCCCGCCGGAGCAGCAAGAUCACGUCAAAGCCAGACCCAUAUCUCCUCCCCCUUAUGAGAUGGAGCAGAAGUCCCGCCCCCCAGUAGCUAGUGGCUACGCCCCCAAAGCGUUUCAUGUGGAGGACACGCCCGUCUGCUUCUCCAGGAACUCGUCGCUCAGCUCUCUAAGUAUCGACUCAGAGGACGACCUCCUCCAGGAGUGUAUCAGCUCUGCCAUGCCCAAGAAAAAGAAGAAAGCUGCUUCGCUCCCCGCCCCCGCCACCAUCACCACACCUCUUCCUGUCCCAAAAGCCGAGGACAGCACUCUGGAUGACGACGAGCCUUCAGCAAGAAGCCCCACCUCCCCUGACUCCGAGUCAUUUGAUUGGAAGGCCAUCCAGGAGGGCGCUAACUCCAUCGUCAGCAGCCUGAAUGCCGCCGCCGCUUCAUCGCUGUCCCGCCAGCCGUCAUCAGACUCCGACUCAGUCCUGUCCCUGAAGUCUGUGGGCUCGCCUUUCCACAUGCCCUUAGUUAAUCACAACGCAGAGGAAGAGGAGGAGCCAGAUAGGGAAGAGACGAAGCGUGGCGCCCGGAUCCUGAAGCCCGGCGAGCGUAGCACGCUGGAUGCCAAGAAGAAGGACGAGGAAGAUGAGGAGGAGGAGGCCAAGGCAGUCAGGGGCGGGAAGAAGGUGUACCGAAGCCUGAUCACUGGUAAGCCCAGGGCGGAGCCUGCCGCCAGGGGGCGGAGCAAACCCAGAGCCACCGCCAUGGCCAAGCCUCCGGGAGCCAACGAUGGUGGCGACAGGGGUAUCGCGUCCUCCCGAGACUCCACACCCUCUCGUUCUGUGACAGCAGUCAAUCAGAAAGCAGGAAAGGUGUCGCAGCUGCCGCGCACUGCAUCUCCAGGAAGCGCAUCAUCGGCGUCCGCCUCAAGACCCGCCAAACCGGCCACAGCACCGAAGAGCAGCAGCCUACCGAGGAGCGAGUCGGCCUCUAGGGUUGGCGCCAAGAAGACCAGGUCGGAGCCUGAGAGGGUGAGGGCGGACCCCGAGAAGCCAGUGCUCGUACGCCAGUCGACUUUUAUCAAAGAGGCUCCGAGUCCCACACUGAAGAGGAAGCUGGAGGAGUCUUCAUCAGGGGCAGCGGCACAGGAGUCGCUGUCCAGCCCCGACACACCUCUGCCGCCAUCAGUCCGGAGGCACGAUGUGAACCGCUCCCACUCCGAGAGCCCAUCACGCACACAGGAAGUGACCUCAUCGCGCUUGAGCCGCACGGGCACCUGGAAGAGGGAGAACAGCUGCGGCGCAGCCGGUACAGGUGGCGGGAAACACUCCACAUCUCUGCCGCGUGUCGGCACAUGGAAGAGGACAGGAAGCUCAUCAUCUGUGCUGUCAGCGUCAUCGGAGUCCAGCGAGAAGGGGCGGAGCGAGGAGGAUGGCGCUGUGAGGUCGAAGGGAACAUGGCGAAAGGCCAAGAGCGGUGAGUUGGCAGCCGGCCGAUCCGAGGAUGUCUGGGUCCGGCUAGAGGACUGUCCCGUCAACAACCCGCGCUCGCCAUCUUCCUGUUCAGCUCGCUCGCCCAAUGCCCCGCCUGUCAUCGACAGCCCCGCCCCCUCCAGGAUCCUGUCUUCUUCCUCUUCUUCCUCCUCCAACCUGAACCUCCGGCGGAGCUGCGAGAGCCUGGACGACAAGCCGCCACCGCCAGAACGCCAGCAGCAGAGAAGUCAGCAGCGCAGCGGCGCCUUGGCGGCCCGUGUCAGCCCCUUCAACUACACGCCAAGCCCGAGGAAGAGCAGCGUAGAUGCUGGCUCCACCCCCACACCACCGGCCACCAGCACAUCGACCACGCCCACACGACCUUCGCUCAUCCCUACGCCCGUCACCAAGAAAAGAGAGCCAAAGGCCGGAGACGGCGGCGAUCGCGGGUCCUACAUCGUAACUUCAGUCUGAAAACAUGGAAACAGGAAGCUGGACUGAUGGUGACAGGAAGCUCCGCCCCGUCACCCCCUGUGCCUGAUUGGUUCCUCCCUGAAACAACUUUUUAUGUUUUUAUACCACUAAUGAUCUGUAGCGCUUAGCUCUGCCCCCUGCAUGGCCCCGCCCCCUAACAAUGUUACCAUAGUAACAUGAAGAUGAUGAUGAUGAUGAUGAUGGUGUUUCUGUAAGGUCUUCAGUCCUCUUCUGGGUUCUGGUUCUGAACCAGUUUCUAGGUCUGGUCACAGAACGAGAACUAGUUUUCUGGAGGAACUUCCUGCUCCGUCGCCGUGGAAACGAGUAACACUGUAAACUGUAAGUUAUUGCUGUAAAACAUUUUAACUCUGAAGCACAUAAUUUAAACUCUGAUCAAUAAAGUUCUACACUCUGA
Messenger RNA from Melanotaenia boesemani (Boeseman's rainbowfish), 7475 nucleotides. It is a transcript of the gene apc, whose product is annotated as APC regulator of WNT signaling pathway. Gene Ontology annotation, cellular component: cytoplasmic microtubule; beta-catenin destruction complex; catenin complex. The record is from RefSeq and is a predicted model, not a curated record. Gene Ontology annotation, molecular function: microtubule binding; beta-catenin binding; gamma-catenin binding. The coding region runs from base 398 to 7060 and encodes 2220 amino acids. Gene Ontology annotation, biological process: regulation of cell differentiation; negative regulation of canonical Wnt signaling pathway; cell fate specification. The transcript has 18 exons. Lineage: Eukaryota; Metazoa; Chordata; Actinopteri; Atheriniformes; Melanotaeniidae.